Messenger RNA from Hylaeus volcanicus, 1532 nucleotides. Its product is annotated as pancreatic triacylglycerol lipase-like. Gene Ontology annotation, biological process: lipid metabolic process. Bases 1 to 1113 code for a protein of 370 amino acids. The transcript has 4 exons. The record is from RefSeq and is a predicted model, not a curated record. NCBI's taxonomy places the organism in Eukaryota, Metazoa, Arthropoda, Insecta, Hymenoptera, Colletidae. Gene Ontology annotation, molecular function: lipase activity.
AUGUAUCAAUUUCACAAGCUUCUAAGAAACACAUCAAAAAGUACGAACACUACUGAAAUAAGCAGGAAACACCGUACCUGUGUUGCUUCUCAAGAAGGGGGUCAAGGAUCCUCGCUGAUUAAGGAUCUCAAAGACGAUGUGGACAUCGCCAUGCACACGGUAGCCGCUGUUACAAAUAUCACCCUGGGAUUGAAAAUCUGGGACGACAACGAAAAUCUUAUCACCAUGGACUUGGAGUUAAAUGACCCCGAAUCAGUGGAACGAACAAAGGAAGACUUGGAAAACCGAGUGUUCUUCUACCUGUACACCAGGGAAAACCCAAAGGACUUUGAACAAUUGAAAGUCGACGACAUCGACAUGUUGAAGAGGAGCAAGUUUGACGCGAGCAAACCAACGAAAUUCAUCACCCACGGAUGGAUCAACUCUUACAUGAGCAAAGCUUGCGUCGCCAUUCGUGAUGCUUUCCUCCAACACGGGGACUACAAUGUCAUCGUUGUUGACUGGUCAAGAAUAUCCAGCAAGCCAUAUCUUUGGGCAGCCAGAAGAGUCGUAAUGAUCGGACAAUUAGUCGCCCGCAUGAUCGAUUUCCUCGUGUCGCAAGGACUGGAGCCAUCCAAGGUGACCGCCGUCGGCCACUCUCUUGGAGCCCACGUCGUUGGAUUGUCAGGCUACUACUCGAAGAACAAGAUAGAAUACAUUGUUGGCUUGGACCCAGCUCUCCCUCUCUUCCUCCUCAGCGGCGCUGGCGCCAGGAUCACCAGCGACGACGCCAGAUACGUGGAGAUCAUCCACACGAACGGCGGCGAGCUCGGUUUCGUCGCCGCAAUAGGUGACUCCGACUUCUACCCUAACGGUGGUAGCAUUCAAACAGGUUGCCCGUUAGAUGUCGUUGGCGCGUGCUCUCACUUACACGCGGUUGAGUACUUCGCCGAGUCCAUCAACAGUAAGACUGGUUUCUGGGCUGUGAGCUGCACCAACUUCAAAGACUUCGUGCUGGGUAAAUGCAACUCCCAGCCUAAAGCUCUCAUGGGUGGAGUCGAACCGAAAUUCGACGUCAUGGGCAUCUACUACCUGCGUACGCACAAGACAGGCCCAUUCGCUAUGGGAUUAUAAGUCCUUUUAUCGCGACCUUACGUCCUUCCCUAAUUUCAGAGUGCGGUAAGCCACGUGUCACGUACUGCAGUAAGAAAGAUUCUGUUACGUGUGAUACCAUGUAUCUAAGGACACAGAAACUCGAACGGAGUUUCAGCUGAUGAUGAUACCCUAAAUUUGUUUUUUAAUUGGCAGGGUGUAAAUAGUUGAUAGUAAUUACUAGUUGGGCACAGUCAGUUCGACAUACGAAUGAAUUAUUCCUUUGCGGUACGUUUGUGGUUUUGUACAAACUUGCGUAUGCUACAUUUCUGUUACUCUUGAUAGGAGAGAAUUUAUUGUAAAUUUUGUAAAAUAUCGAAUUGUCUUAUCAGGAUAGACUCGCGACGAAUAUACUGUACAUUGUGAAGCAUUAAAAGUAUAGAAACUUUUGAGUUUGGUUA